UGACAACACCGCGGCUGCAACGUUGGCGGCCUGUGGCUGUGGCAGUCGCACCUUCUGGUGGUCCAGUGGGGAGGCUGCGGGACACUCCAAGAGUAUUCUUCCUGAGAGGGAUUUUUCUUUUGUUUGUGUGUGGCUAACCGAGGAGAAAUAUGCUGAAACGAAAAGUAGUAUUUUGAGGAAAGAAAAUAGAAUCAGAAGGCUUUUCCAGAGCUUCCUGUACCGUGACGACUGACUGCUGCUGUCGAGGAACACACCCGGCCAAGCCUCAGAGAACAAUGGAGAUGGUGAUGUUUCUGGUCUUGUUCUUCGUCAACCUUAGUGUCACAUUCGGAGGGAAGUACCAGUAUUUCCAAACGGCCGUCAGUUGGCACGAGGCCCAGGACAGGUGUGAGAGCCAGGGCACGUUUCUCGCCCGUGUCGACGAGAUGAUCGAGCACGUGAGGAUCCAGAGGAUGAAGCAGUUUAUAAACAUGGAGUUUUGGAUCGGACUGCGACUGGCGAACUCUAACUACCAGUGGACAGACACUACGACAGCAGUUUUCACUGCAUGGGGUCAGGACCAGCCAAACAGUCAGUCCCAGUGUGUGAAAUAUCGGCCCUCGGACAUGAUGUGGGAGACCUACAACUGCUCGGCUAGUCUCUUCUUCCUGUGCGAGAAUGGUGCUGCGAGCAACGGAAAAGCGAUAACAUCACAGGUGGCUGUCACUGGACUGUCCAUGGGCUUCGGAGUGAUGUUCGGUGUCAUGCUCCUCAUCGUCGCACUCCUCCAGAUGCCCUGCUGCCGCACCAACUCCAUGGUGGCUCUGUCAAGCUUCGGGGUGGGCCGCAGAGACUGGUGAAAAGGCUUACCAACGGUACUGACUGAACCCACCUCACUCCAUGAGUGUGCUCCAUUGCAACCACCUUGAAUCCACCUUACUCCAUGUAUCAAUCUAUUUUGAAUUUAUAUACUCCUCUUGCAGCACACCGAGAACGAAAGAGUUAUUUACCUCGGAUAUAGCUUCAAUGUCGCGAAUCAACACAAAAGAAAGAAAUCACAGACCAAAAAAAAAAAAAAAUCAAAUACAAAUCUGAAUGACAGAAAGAAGCACCCGUACUCUCAUAUUCUCCAGCAGCACACUUUCUGUCCCACAACAAACACUAUUACAUCGGUAGCAAUAUUUUUAAUUUUUCUGAGUGUCUGCUUAAGAAAACGUAACAAAAUGUACUUAUUUUUUCAUUUAUUCGAUAUCUUCUUUUCUUUCUCUUAUUUCUCUACUUUUAUAUGUGAAUACCUAACUAGUCGCAGAUGACUUUUUUUCUUCAAAAAUAAUUU
Messenger RNA from Pomacea canaliculata, 1315 nucleotides. RefSeq names its product macrophage mannose receptor 1-like. Gene Ontology annotation, molecular function: carbohydrate binding. The coding region runs from base 276 to 839 and encodes 187 amino acids. The record is from RefSeq and is a predicted model, not a curated record. Gene Ontology annotation, cellular component: external side of plasma membrane. NCBI's taxonomy places the organism in Eukaryota, Metazoa, Mollusca, Gastropoda, Architaenioglossa, Ampullariidae. The transcript is spliced from 5 exons. Gene Ontology annotation, biological process: biological process involved in interspecies interaction between organisms.